Molecule: messenger RNA, 1491 nt
Organism: Sclerotinia sclerotiorum 1980 UF-70
Lineage: Eukaryota; Fungi; Ascomycota; Leotiomycetes; Helotiales; Sclerotiniaceae
Exons: 3
Coding region: 1-1491 (496 amino acids)
Biological process (GO): proteolysis
Molecular function (GO): protein binding; aspartic-type endopeptidase activity
Source: RefSeq, a predicted model, not a curated record
AUGCCAUGUGAUGGUCAAUAUCAUAGCUCCCCUCGGAAUAUGACAAGUUCAUCAAAGCAUGUUGAUAUGCACUGCGCUCACUGCACUCACUGCACGGCACUGCCACUGCCAUUGCCACUGGAAGACACCUCAAGCCUUCCUGCUGCCGAAGACUUUGCCAGCAAAUUAAAGAAGGAUACCAUCCGUAUAGAGCGUAUCACUUUGACCAUCACCACUCCUACAGAUGAUGAUGGCGACCUUAUAUCUCUCGAAAUUCCUCAAGAGACCACGGUGGGCACUUUGAAGGAAAUGGUCGAAUCCGAAGCUCGCAUCCCUAAGAAAGAUCAACAUUUAUACCACAAUGGACAACUGCUCCAUGACGAUAAUAAGACAAUGGAACAAUUACAGAUCGGUGAUGGGGAAAUGCUUGCCUUACACGUUCGGGAAACUCGGGUUGCUCCUGCCGCCUCAGCUCAUCGGGCUUCGCAACCUGCUCGUGCACAACCUCAAGGAAGAGGACAACAACCAGAUCCAGAAACGAUUCGAUUGCAAUUGCUUGGCAAUGCAGAAAUGAGACAAGAGGUCGCUCGUCAGAGCCCAGAACUGGCGGCUGCUGCUGAAGAUCCCCAGCGAUUUGCGGUAAUACUUAACCAGAUGCGAAGUCGGGAAGCAGAGGAGUUGGCCAGGCGGAGACAGCGGAUUGCGGAUUUAAAUGCUGAUCCUUUUGAUAUCGAGGCACAGAUGAGGAUUGCAGAGAUGAUACGUGAAGAACGAGUACAGGAGAAUUUACAAAAUGCUAUUGAGCAUAAUCCCGAAGUAUUCGGCCGUGUCCAUAUGUUAUACAUAGACGUCGAGGUCAACGGACAUAAAGUCAAAGCAUUCGUCGACUCCGGUGCCCAAGCUACCAUCAUGUCUCCUAAGUGUGCCGAAGAUUGUGGCAUAAUGCGACUUGUAGAUAAACGUUUUGCGGGAAUAGCUCGAGGAGUUGGAACUGCCGCUAUUCUGGGGCGAGUACACUCGGCGCAGAUUAAGAUUGGUAGCAUGUUUUUACCUUGCAGUUUCACGGUCAUGGAAGGGAAAGAUGUCGAUUUACUACUUGGUUUGGACAUGUUGAAAAGACAUCAAGCUUGUAUAGAUCUGUCGAAGGAUAAACUCAUCAUCCAGGGUGUCGAGGUCAGCUUCUUGGGUGAGGCUGAUAUUCCCAAGAAUAUGGAGGAUGAGAGAGCCGAAGAACCACAACUUGCCGGGCCGGGAGGAACGACCAUUGGAGCAAAAUCGGGGGCCGUUUCCGGGCCCUCUACAGGACAACAAGCACCUCAGGCCGCGGCACAUACACCAGCUACUUCUGCUUCAUCAGCUCCGCCACAGCAACAACAGCAGCAGCCAUCAUUUCCGGCCGAGAGUAUAGAUCAACUUAUAGCAUUGGGAUUCUCGCGUGACGAAGCUGUUAAUGCGUUGGCGGCUUGUGGGGGUGAUGUUCAGUAUGCGGCCGGUCUUUUAUUCCAAGGUUAA